AUGGUAAAGGCGCCGCGUGAAGUAGGAGACUUUGUGGCGUUGCCCGUCAGGCUUCCGUCAACGGAUGCUUUCCCAACAGAAGCCCUGCACUUUCUGUACCUGAAACCGCACGAUCCCAAGAAUUCUGACGAGGAUGCGCCCAGGUCAUUGUUCCUUGUGAACAUACCAAUUUCUACGACGGUUCAUUCAUUGAGACAUCUGUUCACGGCACAGCUCGAAGGAGGCCACCUAGAGCAGGUAUACUUCAACGAAGAUGUGGCUGGCAAAUCCUCCCAAGGGAAAUCAAGUCGCAAGCGCAAGAGGAUGACUGCAGAGGAAUUAGAAGCAGGCCUGGACGAAUACAGCCUUCCAAACCCGUUCGACAGUGAAAUACAUCAGUCAGGGACGACGGCUGUGGUGGUUUUCGUCGACAAACCGAGCAUGGAACUCGCCCUCAAAGCCGCAAAACGAGUCGCGAAAUCAGGUAGACCAGUGGGAUGGGGACAUGGCGCGGCUGGCACUCGCCUGGGCUUGACGAGAUACGAGCAUCACAAGCACCUGCAAUACCCGUCAAGAAAGGAACUGCUUCGGUCAGUCAACGGCUUCAUGACCGCAUACGCCCAGUUGGAGGAGGCCAGAAGCCGGGAGAAUGCCAGAAAGCGACAGAUGCCAGAUGAGGAUGGGUUUGUCACAGUGACUAGAGGCUCAAGGGGCGCAGCUCGUCUUGAUGAGGCAAAGGAAGUCGCAGAGAAGCAGAAAGAGAAGAGCCAGGGUCUAGAAGAUUUCUACAGAUUCCAAAUGCGCCAAAAGAGAAAGGAAGAACAUGUCGAAAUGCUGAAGCAGUUUGAGGAGGACAAACGGAAAGUCGAUGAUAUGAGACAACGACGAGGCAAGACGAAUACCUGA
This is a messenger RNA of Exophiala viscosa, 885 nucleotides long. RefSeq names its product meiotic recombination protein DMC1. The transcript has a single exon. The coding region runs from base 1 to 885 and encodes 294 amino acids. Gene Ontology annotation, biological process: ribosomal small subunit assembly; rRNA processing. The record is from RefSeq and is a predicted model, not a curated record. Gene Ontology annotation, cellular component: UTP-C complex; CURI complex. NCBI's taxonomy places the organism in Eukaryota, Fungi, Ascomycota, Eurotiomycetes, Chaetothyriales, Herpotrichiellaceae.